Molecule: messenger RNA, 711 nt
Organism: Penaeus vannamei (Pacific white shrimp)
Lineage: Eukaryota; Metazoa; Arthropoda; Malacostraca; Decapoda; Penaeidae
Source: RefSeq, a predicted model, not a curated record
GAAUAUGUGACGCAAUGAAAUAACUUUAGUGAAUGACAAAAUAAUUAGCUUUAAAACAGUCGAGUUUCUCAUAAGAGUCUAUAUCUGGCAACGCAAGAGAUCCCUAAUAUGGCUAGAAAAUUAAAGAUGCUAAAAAUAUGAAGAUAAUACAGAUAGUUGACUAUAUUAACAACCCUGACGCUUCUUAACCCUCUCAACGCCAAAGCCCAACCACACAAUCUGCCCAAUCUCCGUCGCUCUUGUAAUGACACUUGCAAAAAGAGCGCACGCAGUGAUCUUGACAUUGAAACCUGACUGUGACGUCAUCGUGUAAACAAGUUCCCGCGGCAUAUAAAGGCUGGACCGAGAAGCCGCGCGAGGAGAAGACAGCGCACACACCUCGCGUUCAGACACACACGCACACGCGACCCGAUCUCAAGUGUAUACUUCCGUAGCCGCCAAGUUCCGCCCGCUUGACAGGCUUCCGCCCUCGACGUCGAGCUGGAGUAAAGAUUCUUUGGGACUCCGCGUGCUUUUUUUUGCUCCCGCUCUCGUCUUCUGGAGUGCGGGCGUGCGAGAGCGAGAGGGAAAAGGAAAACAGGUCACGGAGGAGGAUCUCGACAGCGUCCGAGGCGAAAAUGGGUUUUAGCGUCGCGCAAGUCGCCCUGGUCCUGUGCCUGGCAGGAACCUCCCUCGCUGCGGUCGCCAUCGGCCCCGCGGUCGUGCACCCAG